GGGAAUUCAUCAGAAAUGACGGAUGUAAAGACACAAAACGCGAUUUCCCUCAAAGGAUCUGCCCAACUCGUCAAAGAGUUCUUCCAUUUCGGCCUUAACAGCAUUCUCUAUCAACGUGCGCUUUAUCCAUCAGACAGUUUCAAGCGUGAGAAGAAGUACGGGCUCACACUGUGGGUGGCUCAUGAGAAGAAGCUCCAAGCGUUCAUGGAUCCACUUUUGCAGCAAGUUGAAUAUUGGCUCGCGAAAAGACAGCUGAAACGGUUGGUGAUGGUGAUUUCCGAGGUGAAGACGAAGGAAGUCGUGGAAAGAUGGCAAUUCGAUAUUCAUACAGAGAAUUUGGCCGAGGAAGGGUACGAAAUCGUUUGAAAACUGGCUCAAAGCUGCAAAAUCCGGCGUCAAGCUCAAUUUUUUCCGCUAAAACUGGGGAAUUUGGCUGAAAAAAUCUUCAGAAUGGUCAUUUUUCCUGUUGAAAUUGUUGAAAUUGGCCAAGUUUUGCGAUUAAAAUCUCCUAAUUAUUGGCGCGUUUUUGAAGUUUUUUAACUGAAUUGUCUCAAUUUUUAGGUUACUCUCAGCUUUUCCGGAGCAAUAAAUUGAUUUUUUCUUGAGAAUUUCUUUAAAAAUUGGAAAUUUACCGAUAGAAGUUACAAAUUUUCGCACGUUUUGAUUAAUUUUCAGCAUUUUUUUCGGAUUUUUUUGUUUCAAAAUUCUCACUGAAACCCACUAAUUGCAUCACAAACCCCCUCAAAAAGGUGUGAUAUGUAUACAUUUCUCAUUGUCUCAUAAUCCCUUUCAACAACAAAAACCUCUUGACUCUCAAGUGCUCCGGCAACCGCCCUAUGAUGACGCAAUAGACAUUAUACCAAGAGGAGAGUCUUCAGAAGCAUAACAGGUGUGCUCAGCCGGAAGCAGAGAGGUCAAGGAGAUGCUUAAUUUGCAAAAAACUGAAAAAAAAAGCGAAAAAAAAAUCGAUAAAUCGAUAAAUCCCUGGCCCCCACCGGCAUGUCUAUGCACUCGCGCCCUCAGUUUUUGGAUCCUAUGUGGUCUAGUGGUUAGGAUUCGUGGUUUUCACCCACGCGGCCCGGUUUCGAUUCCCGGCAUGGGAAGUUUCUUUUUGUAAGGGCAAUUUCAGGGUUUCAGGGCCAAUUUUCAACUUUUCUAAGGUCAAAUUUCGUAAUUUUCAUAAAUUUUUAGACCUAAAUUCCCAAUUUUUGCAGAGAAAACGCGCACCGCGUCAAGGAGGAGAAGAAGAUUCGGCAGGAGAUUAGCGAUGUGAUUCGCCAAAUCACCGCAUCUGUGUCAUUCUUGCCACUGCUCGAGGAGCCUGUCUCGUUCGAUGUGCUCAUUUACACUGGAAAAGAUACUCAAGCACCCGAGGACUGGACUGAAAGCGGAGCCUGUUUGAUUCAGAAUUCGGAGACUGUGCAACUUCGCUCAUUCUCGACGUCAGUUCACUCGGUUAACACGAAUGUACAGUACAAGGCGGAUUUUUAAAUUUCCCCCGAAUAAUUUUUGUCUGUUUUCUCUGCUACCUCUCUUUACUCUUACUCUCUCUCUCUCUGUCUGCCAAAAAUUGGCUCAAACUAAAAUGUCCAAUUUUAUUGUUAAUUUUUCAUUUUUUUCCCCCGAAUUUUGUAUUUUUUGUUAUUUUUUUUUUCAAAGCGAUUGUCAUCAUCUUCAUCACCACAAAUUCACAUAAUGAUUUUUUUGGCGAAAUAUCCCCAAAAAAUUUGGAAUUUUCAUCUGCGUUAUUGUAAAAUUUUCAGCUUUUCUUUUAAAAAACUUUUCAAGAAUAAAAUGAACAAUUUUCGGAAA
This is a messenger RNA of Caenorhabditis elegans, 1812 nucleotides long. RefSeq names its product HORMA domain-containing protein (gene mdf-2). The record is from RefSeq and is marked reviewed. NCBI's taxonomy places the organism in Eukaryota, Metazoa, Nematoda, Chromadorea, Rhabditida, Rhabditidae. Bases 16 to 366 code for a protein of 116 amino acids. The transcript is spliced from 5 exons.